GAUUGGCGGCGGAAAGGCUACCUUCUGAUUGGUAGAGGAAAACCCUUUGAUUGACGGGAGAACAGCGAGCCCUCUGGCAGCGGAGGGAUCGUCCUUCGCUCUACCUCUGCUCUCCCUGGCCUGCUACUGGAAACGAGUUUGAGUGUAAUGGUUGUACGCAGUUUGAAGGGCCAGAGCCCUGGGACCCAGGCUCUGCGGAUAAGGACUCUGCAGCUCAGAGGAGGUCCAAGGUGAAGCACCUAGUGAUUGUCAGCACCAGGAUUCAAAUCUAGGGCUUUCCUGCUAUACACUCCUCCAUCUUAGAAGAGAGGAAAUGAAGAGAAUAGAAUUGAACAUUUUUAAUUCUGUUUGACUUUGUAAACUGCUUUGGGAGAGAUGGCUUUGGGUGACGGGGUUUGUUGACUCAGAGCUGGAAGUGACUGGCAAAGGUGACUGGGCCUUUACUGGCGUUUUCACUUAGGGAUCUGGGGAUUCAAACAUUAUGAAGCCUGGUUCUUUUAAAAUUACUUUAAUAUUUAUGUCCCUCCUGGCUGCUGUCUCACCAACAUGGCUAGCCUUUCAAUGCACUCAGAUAUAUACCAUCUUUAACAUGCAGAGCAAAUUAGACAUUUCACAUUUGAAAAUAUGACAUCAAUUUGAUUUUUUAUACCAACAUUAGAUACUGUUUUUAAUGGAACUUUAAAAAAAGUUUCAGUUAAAUAUUUAACUAUUUAAUGAAUUUGUGCAAUAACUUCCAAUUCCUUGAUUCAAAGUCCUGUUUGCCAUACCCAGCUUUUCAUGUGUGCUUGUCAUUAGGCCCAUCUGUAAGGCCCAUCCCAUUCUGCAAGGAGAGGUUGGGGGACUAAGGGUCUUUAUGUUUUUCAGUGCCUGCAUUUGUUUGUGAAUGUCUAUAUCACCAUAUAUCUGAGCCUAUUCCAGGAACUCUUUUUACAACUCCCUAAAGAAGUCUUCCUGAUACUCAGUUUGUGGGCCAUUUGUAUUUCUAAGAACUCUUCACAGUUCUUCUAUGGUCCAUGGUUCAGACUAUGCAUGAUAUUGAGGCUAUUGGGGUCAUCUCUAUCCUUUUUUGCUCACAAUUCCCCUUUGUAAUGUACAAGUGUCCAUUUUGGGUCUGUAAAAAGUUAGUCGCCUGCAGGGCAUAGUUUUGAAUUUCUCAGUGAAGAUUUCAGCUGGAGAAAUAAUGCCCCUGAAGAAGGUGACAGUUGUGUAUCCAGACCCCUACAUUCCCACUGCACAAGAUCAAGAUAGUGUCUUGGGAACGGAUGUCCUUUGGGAUCAAGAAACCCUCCAAGAAGAAGAGAAACUUGAUCUUGAGACUUCUCGACAGUGUUUCAGGUGUUUUCGAUACACAGAAGGGGUUGGGCCCAUUGAAGUUCUGAACCAACUUCAGGCACUUUGUCUUCAGUGGCUGAGGCCAGAAAUUCAUACAAAGGAGCAAAUCCUGGAGCUAGUGGUGCUGGAACAAUUCCUGACCAUCCUGCCUGGGGAAAUCAGGACUUGGGUAAAAUCACAUAAUCCGAAGAAGAGUGAGGAGGUGGUGGCUUUGGUAGAGGAUUUGGCCCAAAUGCUAGAGGAAGGAGCUCUGCCUUCUAAGGACUUUGCACUUGCCCAAGAAGGAAACACUGAGGAGGGACACAGUUCUAUAUUUUUAAUGGACAGGGCCCAGGAAGCACCAACUUUCCAGGAUGUAGCUGUGGAUUUUACCUGGGAAGAAUGGAGGCAACUGGACCCUGCUCAGAGAGAUCUCUACAGGGAUGUGAUGCUGGAGAACUAUCAGAACUUGGUAUCUCUAGGUCUUCCUGUCUCCAAACCAGACAUAAUCUCCCAGCUGGAGCAAGAGGCACCGUGGAGCCUGAAGAGAGAUGUUGCCAACGGUUCCUGUCUAGAUUGGGGAACUAGACAUCAGACCAAGGAAUCAUAUUCAAAGAAAGAUUUAUCUGGUGAAAAGUCAUCCCAGGAAAGACUGACAAAAGGUCGUCCUGAGGAGAUGGUAAAAGAUUGCGAGUAUGGUGGCAGAUUUAAGACAAAACAUCAGAGGAACCUGGAAAGAGAUUCAAGGCAAGUACUAAUCAUCCACAAUACAGUGAAAGACCAUGAGUUUAAUACAUUGCAGAGAAAUUGCAGUCCGAGGCCAAUUCUUGCGACACAACGAACUGUGCCUACAGAAAAUAUUUUCUGUCAACAUAACACACGGGAAAAGACCCUCAAGAAGUUGUCUGACCUAAUUAAACGUAAUAGAAUUGCCUCAGGGAAGGAAUCUUAUAAAUAUACUGAAUGCAAUAAAGCCUUUAUUUACCAAUCAGAUAUUCAGUAUCCUACAAUACCCAAUGAAGAGAAAUCCCACACAUGUAAUGAAUAUGGAGAAGACUUUAGUCAAAGGGAAUACCUGAUUCAACCACAGAAAAGUCAUAUUGGAGAGACUGAUAAUUAUAAUGAGUGUAGGAACGUCUUCAGCCAAAUGGCAUACUUUACUAACCUGGAGGCAAUUGAUACUGGAGAAGAACCCUGUAAAUACAGUGACUGUGGGAAAACCUUCUCUGAUGAUUCAUCUCUUACUAAACCUCAGAGGAUUUGUAUAGGAGAGAAGUCCCACAAAUGUGAUGAGUGUGUGAAAACUUUCAGUAACAAGUCAUCUCUUAUUCAACAUCAGAUAAUUCAUAGUGGGAAAAAAUCCUAUAUAUGUAAUUCAUUUGGAAAAACAUUUCACCAGAGCACAAAUCUUAUAAACCAUCAGAAAAUUCAUAUAGGAAACAAACUUGAUAAGCACGAUGAAUGUGAGAAAGCCUUUGGUCAAAAUUCAUCCCUUUCUGAACAUGAAAGAAAUCAUACAAGAGGGAGAGGUUACAGUUGUAAUGAACUUGGGAAAAACUUUAGCCAGAGAGGAUGUCUUAGUAAACAGAGAAUUAAUACUGGAAAAAGCCCAUGCAUAUUUAAUGUAGGUGGAAAAGUCUUUAGCACCAGUUCAUCCCUUAUUCAGCAUCAGGUCUCCCAUACUGGGGCUAAUCCUAAAUGUAAUACAGGUGGAAAUGUUUUUGGACAGAGUGCUAGUCUUAUUAAGCAUCAGAAACGGGUUAUAGGAGAGAAGCCUUAUCAUUGUGAUGAAUGUGGGAAAACUUUUAGCCAAGGUAGGUGCCUUAUUCAACACCAGAGAAUUCACACUGGAGAAAAACCGUAUAUUUGUAAUAUAUGUGAGAGAGCCUUUACCCAAAGGGGAAACCUUAUUAAACACAGGAGAAUUCACACUGGAGAGAAACCCUAUAAAUGUAAUGAAUGUGGACAGGCCUUCAGCCAGAGUUCGUCCCUUACGGAACACCAGAGAGUUCACACUGGUGAGAAACCCUAUCAAUGUAAUGUGUGUGGAAAAGCUUUUAGUCAAGGUAGGAGCCUUACUCAACAUCAGAGAAUUCAUACUGGAGAGAAACCCUAUAAAUGUACCAAGUGUGGUAGAGCCUUUAGUCAGGGUAGGAACCUUGCCAGACACUGGAGAAUUCAUACUGGAGAGAAACCCUUUAAAUGUAAUGAAUGUGGGAAAGCCUUUAAUCAGAGGGAGCAUCUUACUAAGCAUCAUAAAUUUCAUACCGGAUAAAGUUCUUAUUAACAUCUUAGAAAAGUCAUUAGCCCAAGUAUAAACUAUAGUAAAGAUCCACAAAUCAAUACUAGAGAGAGACCUUAUAAAGUAAUGGAUAUAGGAAUGGCUUAAGCCAGAAUUCAUCCUUACUGAAUGUUAAUUUUUCCUAUAAAAUGAAAUUUCAUUUUAAAAUUUAAUGAAUGUCAAAAAAUUAUUUAAUGAAUGUCAAAAAAUAAUUUAAUUAUUCUAGAACACCAGAUCUAUGCAAAAAAGAAACUACAUAUAUAAUGAAUGUGGAAAAGGUAUCAGGAUCAGCUCAUCCUUUACUGCAAAUCAGCAUUCUUCAUGCCAAAAAGCAGAAAUGAAAUUGCUGUAAAGCCAAUUAUGUUUCAGUCUUCAUAAUAGACUUCAAAUUAGAGUUAUUCUGUACACACAAGUAAUUUUUGCUUUACAGAAGUGGAUCUUCUGUAGACCUCUUUGUAAAGCUCUUUUUAUGUGCUGCAAAUUUUCCCCUCCUCACCCACUUCACUUAGCUUAAGGGCAUACACAAAAUAAUACCUUUAUGCAAGUCAUAAAAUGUACUAAAAUGCAGACAUGUUCUGUACCAUGAUAAUAAAGGAAAUGAAAGGUAAAGCUAAUGAAAAAGUUUGCAUAGUAUUAUGCAAUAAAGUUUACAUAAUUUUGCAGUAUGUUGCCCCUUCUCCAUCCAUUGCACCUAAAUUUUCUCAUUGGUGAUUGGGUGCACAACUUUUUUUUAUGAAGCUGUUGAAUGAAAAUCUUCAUUAGGACUUCACUCUAAUAAAUCAGGUAGUAGGCUCAGGAAAAACGAGAGUUUAACUGAAGUGAGGAUAAGUCUCACUUCCUUUGGGAGUUUGCUGAAAAUUAUGGAAUUAUGAAACAAACUAAGCACUAACUGAAUGUAGAACCAAGUUUUUUUUUUUUGUCAAGUUCUGUGUGAGUUAUAAAAUUAUCUGUGACAGUCCUUGUUCUCUUGGGACUUAUAGUCAAACAUGGUGAUGUGACAGUGAUGUUAUAAUGCAAAAUAACUUUACUGCAAACUGUUCCUUUGCUACAGUUAGUCACCAUCCCAUCUCUUCUUUUCUCUGAUCCAAAUCCUGUUCCUAAUUAUCUACCUGGUUCAUCAGCUUCCUCUUUAUCCUAACAACUGCCCUUGUAUUUGGAGGCUUCAGUAAUAGAUGCCUUCAUGUGCACUGGAUCAUACUGGCCUCCCAGUUCUCACUUUUCCAGUUCUCUCUUAAAUUCUAAUGAUUUCUGUCUUCUUUCCAACUUAGCCAGGUACAAGGAUGUCUGUACUCUGCUUGUGACUAUAACUAUGAUUUCUAUGAUCCAGAGCUCUCAUUCAUUGCUUAACCAGAAAUUCUUACUUUUCGUCUUUACUUUGCCUCACUUUCCUAAACAGUUUUCAUCCUUAUCAAUACCUUUCAGGCUUACAUUGAAAUGAAAGGGUUUUGUUGAGGACUUGCAUUGGAAAGUAAAUUCCAAAUGAGGUUAGAAUCAAAGAGGGAUGGAGCUGUAAACCCAUGUCUUUGAGCCCCAAGACUCCUUGGGGCCUCCUUUUCACAUAGGAGGUACAGAGGGCAAUAGAGUUCUUGUUUUGCCCACCUUGAAUUCCCCCUGGCUCAGGCUAUAUUACUGGAUAUGAAGUUUUGAGAGUAAAGUAAAAUGUUAAAGAGAAAAGCAUUUUCAGAGUUCAAGAGAGUCCAGCUCAUACUUGACCAGGAUCCAUUGCAUCAGUGGGGGAGGGAGUGUUGAACAUCUGUUAUACGUAACUUCCUGAACUAGUGUUUUCACUGGAUCGAACAGAAUUGAACUGGCCUUUAGUCCCUGAAGAUGACUCAAUUACACUGGGCCAUCUGUUUGUUCCUGAGGUGACUUCUAGAAUAACUUAGCGUGUCCCCCCUGCGUAGGCUCAUAGUCAUUUGGUACCAGCUCUGGUCCUUAGUGUUUGGUUCUUGAUUGUGUUCAUGCUUGCCAACAUUCUAGGAGAGGGCCAUGGGGAAUCCUUUUUCCUGGUAUGGCAUUUAGAUUUCCAGAAGUGACUAAAUCUACUAAGGCUCAAAUUUGCAGUACACAAAGUAGUCCUGAAGUUUGUUCCUAGAAACAGGUCAGAUUGAUGAGGGAGGAGUUGAUUAUUUUUAGGAAUGUGUGUUCAUUGGAGGAUCUUCCCCAUGGACAUUACUUAGGACCAAUAUGUGAACUGUAUGAAGUGUAAAGAAAUGUUGUUUAUUGGACUGGGGUUUUGCCAGGAAAUAGUCCACAUCUUCAUUAUUCUUGUGUCUGCCAGAGCUUUCUCUUCUUCCUUCCAAGUUUCUGAUCAGGAAGAUGAAUUUCAUCUACGUUUAGAACAGAUAGGGAGCUAAAAGGACUUUGGGAACUGAGACCAUAGACUUCUUUUCUUCUGGGAGCAUUAAUCCCUGAUCAUUUCCAGGACUCCACUUCUUCCCUUUUUUUCUCUUGCAACCCACAUGGCUUGGAAUUUCAAUGCAGUAUAACAACCAUUAAGCCACUACGGUGUGCAGAAUAUAGGGCUAGAGGCCAGGUAUAAAGGUGAAUGACAAAAGAGCCCCCUGGUAUGGAGUUCAGAGUCUGUUGGGGGCCUGGCUUGCAAAUAGCGGUGAUACAGAGGGUCAGAUGAAUUCACAGUGAUUUUCCCCUUAACUUUCAAAAAACAAUCUUCAAUCAACAAUCUCUUAUAAAUGAUUUCUAAAUAUGCACAAAGUUUGUGUGCUAUCAGUGCUUUCUGUUAGAAAAAUUUUUAGUCGCUAAACAUAUCAAGAAGAAACUUGACUUAAAAAAAAUUAUGGGCCAAGCUCAUUAUUGAAUUUGAGCACAAUAAUAUUGGCAAAUUUGAUAGAGCAACAUAGUUUAAUUGUGUUCAUUACAAGCAUAGUGCAAGGAUAGUUCAAUGUUAAGAGAAUUUCCCAACAUAAUAAACCAUAUAGACAAGAAAAAUCAUUAAAAUUAUAUUAUUACAAAGGUAUGUAUACUCAGCCCUUGUUUAAUAUAAUAUUCUUUCUUGCGUAUAAAUGAAUUUAGUUCCAUCAAUUCAGAAAUGAUUUCCAGUGAUACAGAUCCUACGUAUCCAUGGCUGCCAAUCCUGUGUGAUUUUUGCCCAUGCUCUCCCAAAAGUUUGCCUCAGAGGAUCCACCCAAUGUGCUGGCAGCCUUCCUUGCUUUCUCAUGACAUUGUGAGAGUAUUAAUAGAGUACUGUUGCUGUCCACUUGUCAUCCCUCAUUCUUUCCAUAUAGAAAAUCGAAUAUAGUUCCUUGAGGAAAUCCUUUAUUCUUCUUUGGAGUUUUUCAUUGGUUAUAGGCUGCAGCUAUGUAAUGCCAACUCUGUGCUCUCUUUUGGCUUCUGUGUGAAACUCAUAAUUAGCCCUUCAGAGACAGUGAUGCUCCAUUAUUGUGAAGUGGCAAAGAUAUAGUCCAUUCUGGCAAAUUUCUUUUCAAAUGCCUGCUUAUUUUCUCCUACUGUCUUCAUCAGAAUGCCUUCACUUUGAUUGAUUUUCAAAGAUUUUUGUAUAGAUAGAGCAGGCAUAUAGAUCAGUAGUUAAUGACUUUGUUUUUGGGUGAUUAAAAGGGGAGGGCUAGGCAAUUGGGGUUAAAUGAUUUACUUAGGAGCACACAACUAGGAAAUGUCUUGAGAUCACAUUUGAACCCAGGUCUUUCUGACGCCAGGGCUGGUAUCCACUGUGCUCCCUAGCUGACCCUAGCUAAUGAUCUUUUUAAUCCUCUUUUGGGGGUAUUUGAGAUUUUUUCCAUGCCUUUGAAUUAUUCCCCCUCUUUAAGCUAUCUUCAGACCCUCAAUGGCUUCACAGUUGUGUUGUAUCCAGCAAUAUUCCUUGCUCAGAUCUGACUGCUUUUCCCAUCUUUGUUAUCUUUGUGCAAUUUCUGUCUUCUCUAUAAGCACUUCUAGGGACUGUGAUGUUAGUGUCUGAGUGUGGGGAUUCUACUGUCCUUCAUGGUGAAAAUGAUUUGUAGAAAUGGUUUUGGCAAAUCUUUCCCACUUUUUAAAUUUGCUCUUGGGAUGGCCGUUUCGUUGGAUAUCUUGCCAGCCUGUCUUUAAAUUGGUUUUACCCUCCAUUUCUUCAUUAUUGUCACUCCUUGUAAGAUUUAACAAGUGAGUUUAUAUUUUAACUCAGUAUUUCUAACUCAACCACUUUUCCAUUUGGCAAGCAAGUCACGUUGCUGUCUAAGGCACUUUUGGGGCUCCUUUGGUGUUCCUGUUGCAGUUAAUUUCUUUUGGUUAAACUUCUGCGUGAAAUUAUACUUGGUAUUGAUGUAAUUUCUUUUGUCUUAUUUCCCAUUUCUAAAUUUUCAAUAACCUGUUUAUAUUCAGGAUUAAAUCACUCUAAUUAUAUGCCAUAUCUCAUUAAGGCAGCUAUGUGGCUUACUGGGUCAACAGUCAGGAAGAUCAAAGUUAAAAUGUGACCUUUGAUACUAUCUGUGUAACCCCGAGCAAGUCAUGUAACCUCGGCUUCAGUUUCCUCAUCUGUAAAAUGGGGAUAACAAUAGUACCUAACUCUCAGGAUAGUUGAGAGGAUUAACAAAUAAUAAUUUUAAAGCACUUAGCACAAUACUUGGCACAUAGUAGGCACUAUAGAAAUGUUAACUAUUAUUAUUCAUCAUUUAUAGCCUUGGUCUCCCUCUAAAGAGCUGUCUCAGGGAUCAUUCCCUAGCCAAUAACAAAUGUUUUCCUGUUUUUUUAGAUGUAGCCAGUUUCAUUCUUGAUGGCAUUAUUUGUUAUAUCCAGUGCUUCCAGGCUUUUUUUUUUUUAAGAAAGUCUUAGUUGCAUAGAGAAGUAAAGCUUCUGCAUAAUCUGCAUGUCUUUGACCUCGCUUAUUCUUUCUCCUGGACUUUAUUAUUCCAUGUAUUUAUCCCCAUUUUCACCUUCUCUUCACUUUGCAUCGAAGUUACCAAAUCUUAGAGAUUAUCACCAAUUUUAUGGGAGGAUCUUAUAUUCUUUAUGGUAUCUAGCACUUUGUCCUUAGCAAUGGUCUUUCAUGAUGGCCUUUUUACAAUACUCAUCUUAUUACUCUAAGAUGACCAAAUGUUCAUUCAAAUAAAUGUUUCUUUUUACAUUGUGAAAAUUUUAAUAAAUAUCAUGUAAGGAGAGCUAGGCAAUUGGGGUUAAGUGACUUGCCUAGGAUCAUACAGCUAGGAAGUAUCUAUGGGCAGAUUUGAACCCAGGCCCUCCAGACUACAAGCCUAGAGUUCUAUCCACUGAGCUACCUAGCUCCCUGACUUUAUCCUACAAUUUUCAGGAGAGUACACACACAAAUAACUCCCAGAAUAAAUCCUUAGGGAAUACAAAUGGAAAAAGUGCCCCACAAUUGGACUCUCACCAUGGCACAUAUCUCGCCGAGUUCCCAAAUGAAGUUUUAGGUUUUUCCUUCCAAUAUUGUUUUUAUGGCCAGUUCUUGUUUUUUGAAUUCAUUUUCUCUGGUUUUCCAGAGAGAUGCCCAAACUGAAGCAUCAUAACUAAUGUUUUUCUUUGGAGUGUGUAAAGAUGAUAUAAACAAAUGACUGGGGUUUUACUCGACCCAGUCAGGCAAGAUGGCCUUUUCAGGGCCAGAGAGUGAAAAUGGCUGUUUUCAUUCAGUAGGCAAUCACUCUGACUCCACUUCUCAGGUAACAGGUUUAUUGUGGGCGUUGUUAUUGUUGUUGAGAAUGGGGAAAGGUAUGUGGGCUGUGGAUUUCCCCUAACUACUAAUAAAGUUAUCUAUAUCCCACCAUCUGACUCUUCACAGAGUCUCUUUGGCCCUCAGCUGACCCAAAGCUAUGCUCUCUAUUCUCUCUACCUUAAUUCUCCCCUUCUGUAACACUAAAUGAAUACACAAAUCUUUCUGUCUAUGAUUACUAAUAUACCAGAAACAAAUCUUAAAAUUUUCCAUUAAACAUAAUUUUAACCAUAGCUUUUACAAGAAACUUCAUUUAAGGAAUAAACCUUCUAAUGCAGUUUAAAACUCUAGUUUGAACCAAUUCAAACCCCCUUAUCUUAGGUUCUAUACUAAUUCUUAACCCUAUAGUUAAAUUAUUACCUUCAUUUUAUAACUAAUUUCCUUAUCCUACUUUGUACGUGGUCUUUCUACAUAUAUGAUACAUACAAGAAAUACUUCCAUAAUUACAAGAGUUUUAUGUUACAAAUAUGUAUAGAUAUAUAUAAAUCUAUGUACAUAUAUCUACAAAGUAUAUCUUACUAUCAUCAUUUUUCCAAUUCUUUCUAUGCUCUAUGACUAUUUAUACAUUUUGGAUCAUGUUUUCCAUCAGAAAGACUCCUACUUAUCUACAUGGGGUCAACAAAAUAUAUACAUAAUAUUUUGUGAAUCAUGUAGUCUAUUUUGUGUAGUGUUAGAUGUGAUACUUACAGAUGUUCUUCAGAAAUCCACUUCACAUGUUGCCUGAUGGAAAUCUCUUCUCUCUUCCCGGUUACAUGCAUGUUGCAUAUCCUAACAUGUCAAUGUGUAUACCUGAUUUUCAGCGCACUGUCUCACAUAUGUCUUGUUCCCCAUCUAUCUGCUUCAUGUUUACCAAUUUUCACUGUGUGCUCUUUUUAUUGUCUUUUCUGUCCUUUCAUUUCCAAAGUCUCUGUUUUCUUUCUGCUCUUGCAGCUUUCCUUUGAGCUUUUCCUCUGCACUGGUAUAUCUUCUGCUAGAAAUGCUCCCUCAUGGGCUUUUUGACUGAUGUUUCUCAGCUUUUGUCUUCUGCUGGAUAACUUUCAGGUACUUUUUCCUGUCUCCUAAUUCUGUUUCUGCCUGAUUCCUUUUCUCAUUUUCAUCUUUCUCAUCCCUAUUUUUACUUUGAUCUUCCUCAUCUUUGUGAGCUUUUUGGAUUUUCACGUUGGAACAGUGAAACCAUGCAUCUUUCCCUAUGACUUUUGUAGAUGAUGGAAUUGUGAGCAAAACUUCAUAGGGGCCCACCCAUUUCUCUUCUAUAGCUGAUUGUCUAGUAAAGUUUUUUACAUACACUUUGUCUUCAGGUCUUAUACUGUGCAAAGAAUAAUCCAGAGGGAUAGUCUAUUGGAUUACAUCCAUUUCAUGUAGCUCUCCAAGUCUGGUUUGCAGUGAUUUUAUGUAAAGCUGCCAGCUGACAAUCUCCUAACAUAGUUAUGAAACUAGGUUGACACAUUUUGGCUUGUAAUGGGGCAUGUCCAUACAGCAUCUCAAAUGGAAAAAGAUGCAAAUCUCCCCUUGGUCUUGUUCUUAUGUAGAAAAGUACUAGAGGUUGUAUUUCAAUCCAUUUUCGAUGAAUCUCUGAACAGACCUUCCCUAUCAAAGUUUUGAUUUCUCUGUUAAUCUUUCUCCCUGUCCAGAGCUCUGUGGAUGGUAAGGAGUAUGAAAACUGGCUUUGAUACUGUAAUAUAAUUAGGAAAGGGGAGAAUGGGAAUGGAGCCUCUUCCUUUUAAGGCAGGGACAGAGUGAGGAGGUGAUGUUGAUAAGCCAAGGGAGAGGAGGAUGGGUUUGUCUUUACUCCCUAAGCUCUCCCUUGACAAUCCCUCUCCCCUCCCCCCAUGGCAGCCUUAACUCCUAACUGCUAGGUUCUUUGAGUGUGGUGGUAAGCCUCUUUCUUUCUGGGGAAAGAAAUGUCACUUCUCUCCCCCUCAAUCUCAGGAUUCUCUCUAGUAAAGGCUAGAGUCAGUCUCUGGGUCCUAUUAACUGAAUUUAUUUGAGGGAAACAGGGCAGGAAAAAGGGUAGGAAAUUGAGGUUCAAGAGAGAAGGAGGGAGAAGGGUUCACAAGCUGUCUAAUACCCUUCCCCCCUCCAAAGUCAGGCAGAUCAGGUGUUGGUCAACCUGAACCCUUUGGGAUCAGCGUAAGGAACCCUGAUUUUCUGGCUACACGAGUGCCCCCAAGUUCAAGGUUCAAAGAAGUUGGUGGAGUUCUUCUUUGUGGACAGCUUAUAUUUCAAUUCCUGUCCACUGGCUUGUCUUCUUGAGAGGAUUUUGGGGUCAGGAAUCACAAGGAGAGAGAUAACUGAGUUGGAGAUUUAGCCAGAGCCUACUUCUAUGGUGUGUUUCCGGACAAGUCUCUCUCCAACUGCCUGGAUCAGCUCACUCCCCCCUCUCUCUUCAAAGUUCUGUGUUCCUUUCUGCCCAUCCCCCACUGCUGUAGAAUCCUGCAGCUCUUCCAAGUUUAUUUUCCUCCCAAGAUCUCAAACCUCUUACAAUACCCAAAUUUUCAUAUAUUUGUUUCAAAAUGGACUGUGAGAAGUGUGAUCUAUGGUUUGAGUCCACAAAAGUUGGCACUCCAAACCCAAGUAUUAUCUCCUUCAAUAGUACUUUUUCUACAAAUGCUGCAUUGUUCUUAAUAGCUGGAAACUCUUCUGGCCACCUCCUGAGUCUAUCAACUAUUACCAGACAAUACUUAAACUCUCUAGCUUUAGGCAUGGCGAUGAAAUCCAUUUGUAUGCUUUCAAAAGGAGUAAAGGCUAACUAUUGUCCUCCAAGACCUCUCUUCUUUUUCUUUUUUUUUUUUAACUCUUACCUUCCAUCUUGGAAUCAAUACUGUGUAUUGGUUCCAAGGCAGAAGAGUGGUAAGGGUUAGGCAAUGGGGGUUAAGUGACUUGCCCAGGAUCACACAGCUGGGAAGUGUCUGAGUCCAAAUUUGAACCCAGGACUUCCCAUCUCUGGGUCUGGUUCUCAUUCCACUGAGCCACCCAGCUGCCCCCAAGACCUCUCUUCUUAAACAGCCCUUGAUUGUAUCUCAUACAAAUGUUUCAUUUUUCACAGACUUUAAUAGCAAUUGAUGAAAUUCCAGGCACCAGCCAAAAUCUCUGGAUAUAUCUACCAUAGGCGGGGUCCCAAAGUGUCCUUCUCAUGUAUAGAGUUGCCCACAUGAUAAAAACAAAUUUUAGGCAAAAUGGAUUUCUCUGUGUCUGCAAACCAGAUCCCUCUAAUCUCCUUGGCACCAAAGUUCUUUAUCCAUGUUUGGACUUCCAAAUCAUUGUAAGCAUUUGUUAGAUCUGCUUCACCAAUGAUUGAAAGGCUUAGAACAUGCAUUGGUCUUUUUCUUGUGGCAUAUUUUGCAGUCACAUCUUCCCUUUGAUUUCUGCUAGACACAGAGUGUGUCCCAAAGCUAUGAACCCAGCAGUGGAUUACAGCAACUUCUUUAGGCAGUUGUAUUGCUUCUAGAAGUUCUGCAAAGACUUUGGCAUAGGCUGUCUCCUUUCCUGCACUGGUUAGAAAUCCUCUGUUCUUCCAGAUUUCCCUGGUCACAUGUAUCACACUGUAAUAAAGGAGGUUUGGGAUAUUAAAAUAAAGAUCCUAUCCACUGUCUCAGAUGAUUUUUCAGUGGAGUUCACAAGGAGUUUCCGGAGAAGGAUCUGAAUAUGGGAGAGAGUAGGAGCUUGAAUGAGUUAGCACUUACUCUUCUUUUACUCUUCCUGAGAGAGGCUGCUGUAAAGGUAUAUUGAGGUUCCCUGAGGAGAAAGGGUGGUGGAGAGUUGAAGAUAGGUCUCCCCUACCAAAUAAACCCAAAGGUAACCCCAGAUUCCCUGGCCAGAGAGGAUCUGGAGACAAGCCUCGAUGGAAGCUUUGCCUCUGCAUGGCUCUUUGUUGAUCUUAAUUCAGAUAUCUUCUCAAAUAUAAACCAAGGAGCUUGACAAAUCUGACUGCGGUUUAUAAGUUUUAAUGAUGAAACUAAAGGCAAGUUGGGAGCUGGAAAGUGGGACUUGGUAUCCCUAAUGGUAUCCUGAUAUGGUCUUUCACCUAGGCAGCUUAAUUAGGAGACCUAGGUUUCUCUGUCCCGAUCCCCAACUAAAUAAAUUCAAACUAUUUACUAUAGUUAUCUAGCCUAAAGAAUCUAUAAACAGAUAGGUGCAAGAGGGCUGGAGGGGAAAGGAUCUGGGCUCUCUCCUCAGUGAGUCCAUGGCCCCCUUUCAGGGUUUGAGGGACCUUCUCCUCAGUAGAGAUGUUGUCGGAGAGAUUCAACAGAUGAUGGCUCUGCAGAAGAACUUGAAUAUUGACACAGGAUAUACUCUUAUGGCUCUCGAUAAGAUCCUCAGCUAGGAAACACAUCCAGCCUGGUCAAGGUCUCAGGUCAAAGGGCCCAGAAUUCCAUAUAGAUCUUUCUCAGGUCACUUUUCCUUUCCUAGCAUGCCUUGUUCUCCAAACGAACAUUUCUGCCACUCACCCCUGAUGCAAAGAUUCCAAUUUCCUCAAUUGCACUGAUCUAAUUACAGCUCCAAAUGCAUAUCUGGAGUCUAUGAAAAUGUUUACUCUCAUGCCUUUCCCUAUUACAGGUGGUAAUGAUUAUUCAUGAAGUAGACACCGAUGCUUCUUAGAGGAUGGUAUUUGAUGGUCUAAAGGAGCUAGUUGAGGAGGAGUUGAGGUGUUGAAUGGUAGAAGCCUAGAUGAAGUGGCUCCUACUCUCUCUCUUAUACUUGCUGGGCUGAACUAUCAAGGGGUGCUACCCAAGAAAUUGGGAUUCCCCUGUUAUGAGAGGGUGGUGGUAAGAUGAAGGAAAGUCUCCCCUAUCAGAUGAUGUAAGGGAUAUCCCCAAAUUACCUUGAAUGAGACGGCCAGAAGGAUACGUCUCCCUCGAGUCUUCUAACUCAACAGGGGAGGGUAUUGAUCUGCCCCCCCCCCCCCCCCCCCCGUUAUGGCUGAUCUGUAGCCUCAACGAGCUGCUUUCCCCUAGCCGCUUGAAUAAGCCUCUUGAAAUUAUCUGGCUGCGAGUAAAAUGAUUUAAUGGACAAGGAAUAUAUGGAAAGAUGGGGAGCUGGGUUGAGGAAAUCAUGGUCCCGGAUUUCUAACCCCAAGAGGUCCUUGGUUCUGGCAGCUACAAAGCUAAAUCCAGAGUUUCACCACCCCUUCCCUCUAUCUCUCACUCCUAAUUUAGUACUAAUAGAGCCAAGGAAUAAACAGAGCAGGUGCAAUAGGCCAAGGGAGGGUGUGGCCCUCUCUGGCUGAGAGUCUUAGACCCUCACAGUUCCAAAGAGACUUGACACUAGUAGAUAUUAUCCAAAGUACAAUGAUGGUGAAAUACUCUUCAGCAGAAAUCCUGGAGCUGAACAUUUGGAAAUCUUUAGUCAGGCUCUUGGCAAAUCUCUGGUGAGACGAGUCGCUUCUGCCCACCUUGAGAUCUCAACACCAAAAACCCCGAGUUCCUCUUGGAGCUCCCCCAGGUUAACCUUCUUCUCCCAUGAUCCUCUGUUACCUCUUCUUUCAAUGUUCCAUCUUUUCCUUUGCAACCUGCCCUUACAAUUCCUGCUUUUUGUUUUGUGUGACUUUCUAAAAGUCACACCGGGUUAAACUUAUGGGAAAUUAGUAAGCUCUAAACCUAACUAAUGUUUCCAUUCCUCAAAUAACAAAUCCAUAUCUUACCCUUUCUAUCUAGUCUAAGCUAAAGCUACUUCCAAGGAUGGAAAGUUUUGGGAAGGGAAGAUUUCUUUGGCUUACAUAAAAUUUCAAUGUUUAAAACGGGUUCAAUACAGUAUUUCAUAUAACAAUACUUAAUCAUCUAAUCUAACUAAUGCAACAAUGUUCUUAUUCCUAUUUUGUUUAAACCAUGUUAACUAUCUAUUAGCUAACACAAUAUUAUCUUAUCACUCACCUUCCUCUGUUCCGUAACUAUAUAUUUCUGGCUAAUAGAGUUUUACUGCCUUACUCAACUGUCACAGCCUGUCUUACUUAUACUGAUGCUUAAGCGGUCCGUAUUCUGGCUAGCUAGGUACAGAAUUUCCCCAAGUCCCUGGUUUAUGCUUUCCCUGUUUCUAUGACUAUGCUCUCUAUGUAUUGUUACAUUAUAUAACCAUAUCGCUAACCCUAUAGUUAUUUUUUAAACUAUGGUACAUCAUUUAUACUUUUUACAACAUUGACAUAUAUACAGUUUAUAUACCUAGCCCUUGCUUUGGUGUUGGUCAAACUGAAAACCUGCCGAUCUUUUUAUUUGAUUAAGACCUUAUCAGACUUAAUAUUUCCAUAUGUACAUAUUUACACUUUGUGCACGUGGACACCUGUUUACUCAGGGGCCUAAAAGAUCAAUUCGUGUUGUGUAUGUGUUCCAUUUAUGUGUGAUGGAUGCUCUGAGUUGCUUGUUGUCCCUUUGUCUACAAGUUGACUGAAGAUCUCAGCUUCAAUUUGGCUGUGUUGCAUACAAUUUCCCGUAAGUGUGAAGUUGUUUUGUUUUGUUUUUUGUUGUUAUCAGCUCAACACUUUAUGUAUAGUCCUUCUCCUGUUAUCUCUUCAUGCUUGUAGGUGAAAUGAAGCAGGAGUUGGAGGUUACUUCUACAGAGAAAGAAAGGAGAUUUUCUCUCUCCUUUCUCAAGGGAUAUUUUAACAGACUGUAUCCCUUGAGCGCUAAUGGGAGCACGAGCUGAGGGGAAAAGUUGACACUUCCCCUGCCAGCAGUUUCUGAGGAAGACUUCUGUUUGCCUCCUCAAUGGAGUUGUGUGGCAGGCUUAGUCUGGGUUUGCCCCAGAAAGAGACCAGACUCAAUCUUUGAGUCUUGCCUCCAGUCACCCAACCUCCCAGGUAUUGAGGAAAUUCAAACCCCAAAUCAGACUUGAAUACUAAGGUUUUAGUUGAGGGAUAGGGUAAUGGGUUGAAGGAGAAAGGGGAAAGGCUGCCCUGUCAGGUUGUACACAGAGUCGCUGUUCAAGAGGGUGAUGCCCAUGGCCACAAAUGCCUCAGCCCCUUUCCACAAACUGACUGCUCUUUUUAACCCUCUGCUAUUUGUUAUUCUUUUUUUUUGUCCUUCCUUUUCUUUUUUUUAAAUUUUAUAAUAUUUUAUUUGAUCAUUUCCAAGCAUUAUUCAUUAAGGACAAAGAUCAUUUUCUUUUCCUCCCCCCCAACCCCCAUAGCUGACUCGUGAUUCCACUGGGUAUCACAUGUGUUCUUGAUUCGAACCCAUUGCCAUGUUGUUAGUAUUUGCAUUAGAGUGUUCGUUUAGAGUCUCUCCUCUGUCAUGUCCCCUCAACCGCUGUAGUCAGGCCGUUGCUUUUCCUCAGUGUUUUUACUCCCACAGUUUGUCCUCUGCUUAUGAAUAGUGUUUUUUUCUCCUGGAUCCCUGCAGAUUGUUCAGGGACAUUACACCGCCACUAAUGGAGAAGUCCAUUACGUUCAAUUAUACCACAGUGUAUUAAUCUCUGGGUACAAUGUUUUCCUUCUUCUGCUCCUCUCAUUCUGCAUCACUUCCUGGAGGUCGUUCCAGUCUCCAUGGAAUUCCUCCACUUUAUUAUUCCUUUUAGCACAAUAGUAUUCCAUCACCAACAUAAACCACAAUUUGUUCAGCCAUUCCCCAAUUGAUGGGCAUCCCCUCAUUUUCCAAUUUUUGGCCACCACAAAGAGCGCAGCUAUGAAUAUUCUUGUACAGGUCUUUUUCUCCAUUAUCUCUUUGGGGUAAAACCCAGCAGUGCUAUGGCUGGAUCAAAGGGUAGACAUUCUUUUGUCGCCCUUUGGGCAUAGUUCCAAAUUGCCCUCCAGAAUGGUUGGAUCAGUUCACAACUCCACCAGCAAUGAAUUAAUGCCCCUACUUUGCCACAUCCCCUCCAGCAUUCAUUACUUUCCUUUGCUAUCAUGUUAGCCAAUUUGCUAGGUGUGAGGUGAUACCUCAGAGUUGUUUUGAUUUGCAUCUCUCUGAUUAUAAGAGAUUUAGAACACUUUUUCAUGUGCUUAUUAAUAGUUUUGAUUUCUUUAUCUGAAAACUGCCUAUCCAUGUCCCUUGCCCAUUUAUCAAUUGGAGAAUGGCUUGGUUUUUUGUACAAUUGAUUUAGCUCUUUAUAAAUUUGAGUAAUUAAACCUUUGUCAGAGGUUUCUAUGAAGAUUUUUUCCCAAUUUGUUGUUUCCCUUCUGAUUUUAGUUACAUUGGUUUUGUUUGUACAGAAGCUUUUUAAUUUGAUGUAGUCAAAAUUAUUUAUUUUACAUUUUGUGAUUCUUUCUAUGUCUUGCUUGGUUUAAAAGUCUUUCCCCUCCCAAAGGUCUGACAUGUAUGCUAUUCUGUGUUUACCCAAUUUACUUAUGGUUUCCUUCUUUAUGUUUAAGUCAUUCACCCAUUUUGAAUUUAUCUUGGUGUAGGGUGUGAGGUGUUGAUCUAUUCCUAAUCUCUCCCACACUGUCUUCCAAUUUUCCCAGCAGUUUUUAUCGAAUAGUGGAUUUUUGUCCCAAUAGCUGGGAUCUUUGAGUUUAUCGUAUACUGUCUUGCUGAGGUCGCUUGAUCCUCCUUUCUGUCUCUUAGCCAGUACCAAAUUGUUUUGAUGACUGCUGCUUUGUAAUAUAGUUUAAGGUCUGGGACUGCAAGGCCCCCAUCAUUUGUGUUUUCUUUUUCAUUAUUUCCCUGGAUAUCCUUGAUCUUUUGUUAUUCCAAAUGAACUUUGUUAUUUCUAAAUAACAAAUUUUUUCUAAAAUCAGUAAAGAAAUUUUUUGGGAGUUCAAUGGGUAUGACACUAAAUAGAUAAAUAAGUUUGGGUAGGAUGGUCGUUUUUAUUAUAUUGGCUCAUCCUAUCCAUGAGCAGUUAAUGUUUUUACAAUUGCUCAAGUCUAGUUUUAGUUGUGUGGAGAGUGUUUUGUAGUUGUGUUCAUAUAGUUCCUGUGUUUGUCUCGGGAGGUAGAUUCCUAGGUAUUUUAUUUUGUCUAAGGUGAUUUUGAAUGGGAUUUCUCUUUCUAGUUCUUGCUGCUGAACUGUGUUGGAGAUAUAUAGAAAUGCUGAUGACUUAUGUGGGUUUAUUUUGUAUCCUGCAACUUUGCUAAAGUUGUUGAUUAUUUCAAUUAGCCUUUUGGUUGAAUCUCUAGGAUUCUUUAAGUAGACCAUCAUGUCAUCUGCAAAGAGUGAUAACUUGGUCUCCUCCUUGCCUAUUUUAAUGCCUUCAGUUUCUUUUUCUUCUCUAAUUGCUACUGCUAGUGUUUCUAGUACAAUGCCAAAUAGUAGAGGUGAUAAUGGGCAUCCUUGUUUCACUCCUGAUCUUAUUGGGAAUGCAUCUAGUUUAUACCCAUUGCAGAUGAUAUUAGCUGAUGGUUUUAGAUAUAUACUGUUUAUUAUAUUUAGGAAUGACCCUUCUAUUCCUAUGCUUUCUAGUGUUUUUAAUAGGAAUGGGUGUUGUAUAUUUUAUCAAAGGCUUUUUCUGCAUCUAUUGAGAUAAUCAUGUGGUUCUUGUUGGUUUGCUUGUUGAUGUGGUCAGUUAUGUGGAUGGUUUUCCUAAUAUUGAACCAGCCCUGCAUCCCUGGUAUAAAUCCUACUUGAUCAUGUUGGAUGAUCCUUCUGAUCACUUGCUGGAGUCUUUUUGCUAGUAUCCUAUUUAAGAUUUUUGCAUCUAUAUUCAUUAGGGAGAUUGGUCUGAAGUUUUCUUUCUCUGUUUUUGACCUGCCUGGUUUUGGAAUCAGUACCAUGUUUGUGUCAUAAAAGGAGUUUGGUAGAACUCCCUCUUUGCUUAUUAUGUCAAAUAGUUUGUAUAGUAUUGGGAUUAACUGUUCUCUGAAUGUUUGAUAGAAUUCACUGGUGAAUCCAUCAGACCCUGGGGAUUUUUUCUUAGGAAGUUCUUUGAUGGAUUGUUGGAUUUCAUUUUCUGAUAUGGGAUUAUUUAAGAAUUCUAUUUCUUCUUCUGUUAGUCUAGGCAGUUUGUAUUUUUUGUAUAUAUUCAUCCAUAUCACCUAAAUUGGUGUAUUUAUUGCCAUAUAAUUGGGCAAAGUAAUUUUGAAUGAUUGCUUUAAUUUCCUCUUCAUAGGGGGUGAUGUCCCCCUUUUCAUCUUUGAUGCUGUUAAUUUGCUUUUCUUUCUUCCUUUUUUAAAUUAGAUUGAUCAGUACUUUGUCUAUUUUGUUUGUUUUUUCAAAGUACCAGCUUCUUGUCUUAUUUAUUAAAUCAAUAGUUCUAUCACUUUCGAUUUUAUUAAUUUCUCCCUUAAUUUUUAGGAUUUCUAGUUUGGUUUUCUGCUGGGGGUUUUUAAUUUGAUCGCUUUUGAGUUUUUUUAUUUGCAUUUCCAAUUGAUUGAUCUCUGCUCUCCCUAAUUUGUUAAUAUAUGCACGCAGGGAUAUGAAUUUACCUCUGAUUACUGCUUUGGCUGCAUCCCAAAAGCUUUGAAAGGAUGUCUCGCCAUUGUCAUUUUCCUUGAUGAAAUUAUUAAUUGUUUCUAUGAUUUCUUCUCUAACUAAAUGAUUUUAGAGUAUCAUAUUGUUUAAUUUCCAAUUAGUUUUUGAUUUGGUUUUCCAUGUACCAUUACUGAUCAUUAUUUUUAUUGCCUUGUGAUCUGAAAAGGCUGCAUUUAUUAUUUCUGCUUUUCUGCAUUUGUGUGCCAUGUUUCUGUGACCUAAUGUAUGGUCAAUCUUUGUGAAUGUGCCAUGUGGUGCUGAGAAGAAGGUGUAUUCCUUUUUAUCCCUAUUUAUUUUUCUCCAUAUGUCUAUUAAUUCUAAUUUUUCUAAGAUUUCAUUCACUUCUUUUACCUCUUUCUUAUUUAUUUUUUGAUUUGAUUUAUCUAAAUUUGAUAAUGGUUGGUUUAAGUCUCCCACUAAUAGGGUUUUACUGUCUAUUUCUUCCUUCAAUUCUCCUAGUUUCUCCAUUAGAAAUUUGGGUGCUAUAUUAUUUGGUGCAUACAUGUUGAUUAGUGAUAUUUUCUCAUUAUCUAAAGUCCCUUUUAACAAAAUAUAAUUACCUUUCCUAUCCCUUUUGAUCAGGUCUAUUUUUGCUUUGGCUUUAUCAGGUAUCAUGAUUGCCACUCCUGCCUUCUUUCUGUCAGUUGAGGCCCAGAAGGUCUUACUCCAUCCUUUAAUUCUGACCUUGUGGGUGUCUACCCGCCUCAUGUGUGUUUCUUGAAGACAACAUAUGGUAGGGUUUUGGAUUCUAAUCCAUUCUGCUAUUCGUCUACAUUUUAUGGGUGAGUUCAUCCCACUCAUGUUCAAAGUUAUGACUGUCACUUGUGGACUCCCUGGCAUUUUGAUAUCCUUCCCUAAUUCUAACCUUUCUUCUUCAACUCUACCUUUUAGUCCAGUGAUGUAUGUUAAAUCAGUCCCCCUUGUCUCCUCCCUUGAUAUGUUUCCCUUUCUAGUCCCUCCCUUUUUUGUGUUCCCUUCCCCCUACCCCCCUUGGUUUUCCCUUCUCCCUUCCCUUGUUGAGUAAGAUAGAAUUCACGAUCCCAAUGGAUCUGGAUGUUCUUCCCUCUUAGAGUUGAUUUCCCUGAGAGUAAGGUUUAAGUAAAAACUCUCUUCCUCUCCUUCUUAUAGGAGUUUUCUUCCCCUCCCCUUCCCAUGUGAAUCUUUGUGUGAGAAAGGUUAUUCUAUUUGGUCUUUCUUUUCCCCCUAUUUACACAUUACAUUUCCCCCACAUGUUAGUAUAUAUAGAUUGAUAUAAAUGUAGUCCUUAUAGAAGAGAGUUUGAGUAAAAGAAAAAGAUAACAUUUUUCUCCUUUUCCCUUUCCUUCAUAUUUAUUACCUUUUCAGGUAUUCCAUGCUCUUUGUUUUUCAAUAUCGAACUUUCCACAGAGCUCUGGUCUUUUCUUUGCAAAAACUUGGAAAUCUUCUAUUUUGUUGAAUGCCAUACGUUCCCUUGGAAGUAUAUAGUCAGUUUUGAUGGAUAGCUGAUUCUUGGUUGAAGGCCCAGCUCUCUUGCCUUUCUGAAAAUCAUGUUCCAUGCCUUAUGGUCAUUCAGAGUGGAACUUGCAAGGUCUUAUGUGACCCUGAUUGGCAUUCCUUUAUAUCUAAAUUGUCUUUUUCUGGCUUCUUGUAAGAUUUUUUCUUUUGCUUGAAAGCUUUAGAAUUUGGCAAUUACAUUCCUGGGAGUUGUCUUUUGGGGAUUUAGUGUAGAGGGUGUUCUGUGAACUCUUUCAAUGUCUGUAUUGCCCUCUUGUUCUAGGAUCUCUGGGCAAUUUUCUUUGAUUAUAUCUUGUAUUACGAUGUCGAGUUUGCUGUUUAUUUCUGGCUUUUCUGGUAGUCCAAUUAUUCUUAAAUUGUCUCUUCUCCCUCUAUUUUCCAAGUCUAUGACCUUGUCAGUGAGAUAUUUUAUGUUCUCUUCUAAUUUCUUGGUCUUUUGGCUUUGCUUUAUUAAUUCUUGCUUGUUGUCUUUGAGUUGCCUAAUUCUGACCUUUAAAGCCUGGUUUUCCUUUUCACUUUGGUCAAACUGGUUUUGUAGAUGCAUGAAUUCCUUUUGCAUUAUUUCCCACUUUUCCUCCCAGAAGGCUUCCAUCUUUUUGAUCCUUUCCAAUUCAGAUUCUUCAUGGGUUUGUGGAGAGUUUCCAUUUCCUUUGGAAGGUUUCGGAGCAUUUUCUUGUGUUUCCUCUUCUAUCUCCUCUGUAUUUCGUAUUUUUGCUCCAUAAAAUGUGUCCAAAGUCGCCCCCUUCUUCUUGUUUUUCUUGGAAUUUUGGGGCUUUUGUGCUUCUGUGGAGUUUGCCAUCUCUAUCUGAGUGGGGAGGACUAGCUUUUCUUAUCUCUGUCUGGUGUUCAGAGGUUUUAGCCCUAGGCAGAUUGUCCGUUCUAUGCAGUUGUUGUUCUGUCUUCCCCGGGAAGCCAGGAAUUGCUGGUGUUUCUGUGUUACUGCCCUCCUCAGUUCCCUCCUGAUGCUUCUCAGUUGCCUUACUUCCAUGCUCUGAGCCUGGCUUGGCUCUUUCCUCGGGGUGUUUGUUUCUGUGCCUUAGCCAGCCAGAAGAGCCAGCACUCUGAGUGGGGAGGGGCCACGGCUUCCUGGAGCUCAGAGGGCUCCUGAUAGGAUUACCUUUCCCUGGGUUGAACUGAGUAUGCCCUGAGGCAGGGACCUUCCGCGAGACUCGGAUGGAAGGAUCCAGCCAGGGGGUUACAAGCUCUCCCCGUCUCUCUCUGUUUCCCUGCUGUCUGUGUUGGGUGCCCCCUUGUCUGAGUCAGGUUGUUUUCAGGAAGCAGCCUUCAGAAUAGCCGGCCCUGAGGCUCUGAGGUUCCCUCUGCUGCCUUGGACUCAGCGCUCUGGGUUGGGGGGAAUGGGUCCUGGGACCUUCCUUCUGCCUGUCCCUUAGAUCCGAGUGAUCUCGGGUUCUGGCUUUGGGGGGCCGUACCUUUUGAUCCAGGUCCAGGAGGAGGAUUCCCAGGGUCUAUGCUGUUGUUCGUUUUGAAUUUCGGUGCCCUAGGAGCAUAUAGUUUGAGUUCGGUAGGGAAGGGUUUCCGGAGAUCUGAACUUUAGCUUUCUCUAAGCCACCAUCUUGACCUGAAGUCUAUUUGUUAUUCUAAGAGCUGAAUCAUAAAACAGUUUAGGGAAGGCAAAGGAGAGGACCAAGAGGAGCCAGGAGGCUGGUGUUAUGUUUGAGAGAGUCGAAGCCAAAGACUUCAUCUGGGUCAGUUAUUCUUGAUGGCAGGUGAAGGAAAACAGCAGGAAGAUGUCGUUGUCAGAAACAGCUUUGGGAUCAAAGGCAGGAAAACAAGGUCUUCUUCUUGUGGCUUUGAGGGGGUGGUCCCUCAGCCACUCAGAAAGUGAAUGUGUUAGCUUCUAGUCCUGAGUUAGAAGCCCUGGGGCUCACCAGAAUCUUCCUCAGCCAAUGGUUCUCUUCCACAAUCCUUUGCUGUCCAAACUGUCACCUUAGUGCCUGUCAGUCAAAACUGCAGAUUCCAACAAAGAUCCCCUUGCCAUCCUUACAAAUCCCACUUCUUGUUAUGUGCAUUCUAAGCCAAAGAAGCACUGGGAUUAUUUAAUCUAAAAUUUAAUCCUUAAAUGUAAUUCUUGCUAUCUAAUGUUCUUAUCCCACCCCCAAAAAACAAAUCUCUUUCUAAACCCAUUUUUACACUUAACUACCACUAAAUCUAAGAAGGAUUUAUGGAAAGCUGGGAUAGGAGAGACAUGUAUGGGGGGGUAUAAUUUGAACAUUUGAGAAAAACAGGUUUUGGACAAACAUUCUCCCUAACAAUUUGUAACAAUCAAUUUAUUGCAAGUUGGCAACAAUUUUCUAUUGCUACUUUUCUUGAACCAUGUAAAUCUUGCAAAAGUUAAUACUAUUCUGUCUUAUUGAUAGUCUUAUACCUAUCUAAUACAAUAUUUGUUAUCUUACUUUCUUUGUUCUGUCUUAUUUCCUACUCUGUCCUUCAUUUCUGACUCUGAGUUUUUUUAACUUCCCUAAUUCCCUAGCUACUCUGUCCCUAAUCUGGCAUCAUCCAAUAUAUUUUACGUUACAUACUGUUAUUGCUAUCUUAUUCCUAAGUCUAUUGGUGGUAGUAAUUUAUGAUCCAUGUAAUUUUCACUGUAUAACAUUUACAUACUGUGUUUCUGUUUCCCUUAUAUUGGUUGGAGUUAUUAUAAACUGGUCUUCUCCCAUUCCCCUGGUCAUACUGUGCCUUCUGUGGGCCCAAGCCUGUUGCAAAGGAAGCAACGUUUGGGAGUUGCCUGCCUGCUCUGUUGGAAUUGAGGGCUAGGCUGUUUAAAGGUUUGCGAAGAUUGGAUUUGGCUCUCCUGAUUGUAACAUUGAAGGUACUUAGCUCUUCCUUGAUUGUGAAGAUUAAAUUGUAAUCCCCUGUCUAUUUUUAGAUUUUAAUCCCCAAAAUGUAAAACACAGUACUUAAAGUUGAGUGGAAAUCUACCCAUUUUGGAUUUUAACCACAAAAAUGUGUGAACACUCAUUUCAUACAUUGAGUGAGAGGUCUGUGACUCACGUGUGAAAGAAUGGGCAGUCCUGGAGUGGAGCAUCGGCUGUGAUUGGUAGACGUAAAAAUUUAAGGGAAGUGACACAAGAGAAAAAGUUCUUUAAAAGUGGAAACAGAGACACACACAGACACUGGAAGAGAGACUUUGAGUGAAGAGGGACACUUGGAGUUUGAAAGAGACACUCUUGGAGUGGAGCCUGCUGGAGUUGAGGCUGAUAAAAGAAUCUUCUGAUUGAACUGACAAUGUGGUGAGUGUAAAGGCUGACUUCCUUCCUUGCUUUUGAGGCGUGACCCUCCAGGAAAGACCCAUUGUCUUUAAACAUUGAAACAUCUCUACUAGGACUUUCAACUACAGCUGUCUAAAAUCCUCAAGGGGCAUUGUGGAUUUGGACUUUUGGAACAUAGCCACCCAGAUCCUUUCCUGAUAUAUUCUCUAUUUUCUCUCUCUCUCUCUCUCUCUCUCUCUCUCUCUCUCUCUCUCUCUCUCUCUCUCUCUCUCUCUCUCUCUCUCUCUCUCUCUCUCUCUCUUUGCUGCCUUGUACAAUUACAAAACAAAACAUAUCUUUCAGCAUGCUUAUGUAAUCUAUUUGCAAACUCUCAAAUGGACAAUAUGCCAAAGGUCUACCAGCCAAACCUUUCUUUCUGAACGCACCUUGAUUGAAUUUUUGGCAAACAGAACAACUGGUACAGAUCACUCUUAUAUCCACUAACCACUUGGCUGAACUUAGGUCUUGCUCCAGAUUUUACCCACUCUUGUAUUGUGUUCAAAUCAGGUGCUUGAGCUCCCUGACAGCAGCAUUUGUACAAUUAUUAACAUUCUUCCCUCUUUGAUAAUUAUUAUUAUUAUUCCAUUUAUUAUUUCUCCAUCCAUUAUUAUAUUGCCUAUUGUAUCCAUUAUUCCUAUUUAUUAGUCUACAAAAUUGUCCUCUGAAUCUGUACUCUCUUACAAAAUGCCCUACACGAUUACAUAAAAAAUACCUUGGAACUCCUUAUCUCUUUCCUUUUGGUAUGUAUUGAUUAUUAGAUUGCACAGAUCUAAGUGCUGCCACUGCUUUUAUCUCUUUGAUCUCACUAUCUCUGGCUUUAUUCUUAGCAUCCCUUAAUUUCUUUCUCAAAUCUUCAAUCACUGUAUCUUUGUCUUCAUGAGAUCUAUCCUCUAUCUAAACACAAAUAUGUCACUUUUCUUUUUAACUCUUCCAAACUUAGCCCUUCAUAGUUUGGACAAUUACUCUUUAAAAACUGCUUUAUCUUGGGACAGACAUUUUUAACAAACAAUCUUUAGAUGUGGGCAAUGGUGUCUUCUGCCAACACAUCAAUUCCUAAAUUUAAUUCAGCCAUUUCUGUAAUUCUAUCCAGGAAACUAGUUGGUGUUUCAUCCUGCUUUUGUUUUAUACUUUCAAAUUUUGACCAUGCAUUGGGAGUACCUUUUCAUUACUUCAGUUAUUGAUCUUCUGGCUUGCUUCAUUUAUCUUUAAUCAGUAACAGAAUUCAUAUCUAUGUCCUCAUAAUCUUCAGGCCAUGAGGUCAAAGGUGGAUUAUUUAUGGUCUCUUCAAUAAAUUGGUUUCUCUCUCUUUUAGUAAGCAAUUCCUCCAUUAGCAAGAAAAAAUCAGCAUAGUCUGGGUCAAAGAUUUUAAUUGCCCUCUGAAAUUCUUUUAUGACUUUAUUUGACUCGUCAAAAAAGCACGAGGGGUUCAAUGCUUGAUAGUUUCUAGGUCUUCAGGAGUGAAUAACUUAUGGGUCUUAAUUUUAAAUACUUCAUCCAGAGUAACCACUGGUAUAUCUCUGAGAGGGAACAGAGUGGCUUGGGUCUUAUUUAUUUCUGCAUUCUCUCUUUCUAAUCUGGAUAGUUUUUUUUUUACCAUUUACUUCAUUAACUUCCUUAUCCAUAAUAUUUUCCUCUAAAUCAUAUUUAACACUAUUAUUUUGUAUCAUUUCAUCCUUCAUAUAUUGUUCCAUAACUUCAAGUUUUUCUUUCAUUAGCAACAUUUGUUUCAUUUCUAAAUCUCUUGUGUAAAAAUUAAAAUUUAGGGAAAGCUGAUGCAGGUAGAAAUUAGUUUCUCUCUGCAAGGAGUAUUAUAUUUUUAGAAGUUUAUUGAAGAUUAAAAUAUAAAGAAAACACAAGUAAGAAAAGCAUGUGUCUAGGCCCAGAGAGCCUAUUCAUGACCACUCACAUCUUGCCUGCUAGGUGGAGAGCUGCGUGUGCUCAGAAGCGGAAGUAGAAAAAAAGGCAGAGCCUAUUCACCACCAGGUUAAAUACCCCAUCUCGCUCUCGGCCCAGGUGAGGUUUCAGUGAGAUUAGAGGGCAUUCUGGGGAAGUGGAGCAAGGACUUCUGGGGAUUGAAGUCCUGGAUUCAAGUCUCCAUUUUUACACUUAUCAGCCAUUGUACAAUUGCUCUUAUUUUAUGGAAUUACUUACGGAAUUAACAAUUCCAAAAACCAGGUUUCUGCAUUUAUAUAACACCAGCAAACAUAAGCAUAAUAGAGGUCCAUAGGCAAAAAUGGUUCUGAGUGUUAAUGACAUAAUCGGUUCUAGCCACUUAUAACCUAGCAUCAUGUAACACAAGUUUGGAAAUAUUGUGAAAAUCCCAUAAGGGAUAUACAGGAAACAAUCAUAAACAAAGAGAAAAAUAACAUUUACCAUGUUUCCUGACAUGAUGCUAUAUGUAUAAAUGAAGGUGUUAUAUAGGAUAGGAUACGUGGUGUUAGUAUUCACCUUGAUUACUUAUAGUAAUCGUCAAGAGAACAGAAACAACAAAAAAAGUGUAAUAUAAGGGCAGGGAGAGAAUGGAGUCUACACCCCACCCCCCACCCCCCAGCUGAGUCAGGGCCAGAGUGAGGUAAAGAUGGAAUUGAGUCAAGUAGAGAGAGAGAGAGAGGGGAUGGAUUGUCUUCCCUCUCAGCUCUCCCUGACAAACCCCACUCUGGUUGCCUUUCAAGACCUUAACUUCUGUUCCCUCAGAGAUGCUGGCUAAACUGGCUUGAUCCAGUUAGCUUCUUUUUCCCUGGGGAGAGGAAUGUCACUUCCAUCCCCCCAACUUCAAGUCUCUCUCAAAAUGUGAUUGAGUCAGUCACUUGUUCUUAUUAAAAUUGUUUUAUUCUAAGGGAACAAGGCAAGGGAUAGGGGAGAUGAGUUUAGGUAUGAGUCAGAAGGGAAGAGGGAGCAGGGGGUCCCUAGAACAACUGAAACCCCUUCUCCCAAAAGUCUGGCAGAUCAGGCUUUGCUGAUCUGACCCCCUGGGGUCAGUUAGAAGAAGUCCUGGCUCUAACUGCAUUGGCAACUGUAACCAGUCCAGGACUUUAGGGAAUUUGGAUGAAAUUUUUCUUCUAGUGAACAGCUUCCAGUUGAAGUCCUAUUCAUUUAGUAGUUGUCUUCUUGGGGUAUUGGGUCAAACUUUCACAGGAGGAGAUGAGUGCUGGUUCAGAGAUCUACCCAGUUCACCUUUCUGGUAGCUUCUCCAAGAGAAGAAGACUCUUUUCAACUGUUCAGAUCAGCUCACUUCUUCUUUUCUCAGAAUUCUCUCUCCUUCCUGUCCUUUCUCUGUUCCUGAAGAAUUCUCUAGCUUGCCAGAUCUGUUUCUCUCUUCAGAUCUUACAAAUCUCUUACAAAAGCAAAAAAACAAACAAACAUUUUUUCUCCUAGCACAUGUGCUUUUUACCCUUUAAAUUUUUCCUUUUAAAUUAAUCCUUUUAAUUUUUAAAUCCCCCCUAGUGUCAAUCAAAGUCAGCAUUCUAUGUUUCAGCACCUUGGAUAGCAACCAGGUGCUGAGAAGGAAAUUAGAAUGUUAUGGGGUAUUUCAACUGCCCUUCUUACUAUGGCCUAAGCCAAUUUUUGUAGAUUUGACCUACUGACUCACCAACUGAAAUAAUAUAUAUAUAUAUGUAUAUAUAUAUAUUUAUACAUAUAUAUAUAAUAAGUAUAUAGAUAAAUAAAUAUAACUUUAUUUAAGCUAAGGAAGGAAGGGAAGGGAAUUAGGAAGUUCUCAUCUUAACCCCCAAAGUCAGAGUACUAAAUCCCACUACUUUCUAUAACUAUUCUAAUUAACUCCUUAAUUACUACUUAAGAUUCGGAGAGGGCUUAUAGGUACAGGAACAAAGGCCAAAGGUAGUCUCAUAGACUGAUGUCCUCUUGGGUCUGGCAGAAGUCCCAGUAGAAACCAGUAGCAGCACACAGGAUCAGGAAGGGGAGAAAUGACUUCACUCAAACAGUCCACCUAUUUCUUUAGGGUUCUGGAAUUUUCUCUCUCUGCUUUAGUACUUCCUGCUUUCAGCUUGCUCCUGCUAAAAUCCUUUAUAACACUUUGUGUCCAUCUUAGUAAUCAGUCCUUGAUAUAGUACUGUCAGCUUAUCAAUUUGUUUUAUGGCCAACACUAGUCUUGGGUCAUCACUGGUAUUCUGCUUGCCCCUAAUCAGAUUUAGUCCCUUCCUCAAGUACUUAAAAACAUUUGCCAAAAGAACAUGUGUGCCAUAUGGAGCAAAUAAGAAUGACCAUAGAUUUCCAGCUUCUUGUUUGAUCCAUUCCCAGAGCUGCAUUAAUUGGAUCAUUGGUCAUAGGUAGUCAGUAAAAAGAUUCCAUAUGGUAUGUUAUAAAAGGAAUUUGGUGAGGAAUGAACAAGAGGGAAACAUAUAAAAAAUUCAGAUUUAUUAGUUGGGAAGGGGAGAAAGGAACAGGGGUUAGGGGAAUUACUACAAGUUAUCUUAAACACCAAUUUCUAUAAAUCAUCUAAAACUAUCUUAUUCUAAGCUAAGCAGUAAGUUUCCCCAAUAACCAAGUCUCACAAAUGGAGUCCAAUCAAAUGGACCAGGAUCUUCAGUUGAUAACUGUCCAAACAGGUCCAGUGGUGAAGUGUGUCCUCAGUCUUCUUUACUCAAGCUGGCAGCAGCAGUUCCAAGAUUCCUCUCUUCAGUUGGUAUCAGGAGAAGCAGAGACCUGUUUUUCCAAGCCUCCAACCUCAGGUCCUUCCAGGAGAGAAGUGCCCAUACAGUUGGGACUUAGAACCUUUCCCUGGAUCUCCAACCUUAGGCUCCCAUGUGACUCUCAGUCACAUGCUCCUGUCAAUCACUCUGACAUAUGCAUUACUCAGUUUGUUUUUUGUUUGUUGUUUGCAAAACGUCCUUUCCCUAUCACAUUCCCCCCUUUUGCAUGAAACAAAAUUGUGUUGGAAACACUAUUUUUGUAUUUGUACACAAUCUAAAGUACUUACCAAUUAACUAAACUAAGGAAUCUACCCAAAAUAGCAAAUAACCUACACUUAGCUUCUUAGUCUAAUUAAUACUGACCUAUUCUAGGGAAUUUUAACAAGGAAAAAGGAAAUGGAAUUAAAUAAUGAACAAGUACAAAUGUCGAACAGAAGCAAAAUCAGAACAGCAAAUAACAUCAGACAAAAGAUAAAUAUAACUUCCAUGCAAACAUUAAACUUAAAAUACUCUUAUCAGCUAAUACAGAAAAUUGUAUUUACUACUAUUGCAGUACAUUAACAUUAAACUUAUAUAAAAAUUUUUGAAAAUUACAAUAAACAUACCAUUGUAUAAGUUUUACACUGAAAAUCAAACCAAACAUUAAACUCAUUCAUGCAAAUACAUGUAACACUAGAUAUAAGUGAGCUAUGUACAUAAUUUACAUAUAUAUACAUAUAGUACAUACAUGCAAUGUAUGUAUGCUAUCCAUAUUGUAAAAAUUAAAUUAGUCUCUACUGAUAAAGAUAUAUUUUAUGAGUUUUAUUAAAGAUUAUUAGAAAUCAAGGAAAUAAGAAAAUACAAAAUAAGGAAAGCACAUGCCUAGGGCUGAUUAGCCCAUUCACAAUUCACUUACUACAUCUUGCCUGCCGAGUAGAAAGACGCAUGUGCUUAGAAGCAGGAGAAGAGAGAGCUUGGGAGACAGAGAGUCCUUUAAAUACUAAAUUGUGUUCUUGCACUCAGGUGAGGACUCAGAUGAGAUUAUAGGGAAUUCUGGAAAGUACCAAGGACUUCUGGGGAUUGAAGUGCAGGGUUCAAAUCUCCAUUUUACAUCCCCCCCUAUGAUCUUAUUGGGAAACCAGUUUUCCCCAAAGUAUCAUGGAAACAUAAUCAACUUAAAGAUUACAAUAGUUUGAGGAUAAGAGGAAAAGAGAACAAAACCAAUGAUUGCUAGGCACAUUGACAAAAAGCCAGUUAGGGGGCAGUCCCCUUUGAUAUAAUAGUAUAUAUACAAAACACAUGCAUUCAAACCCCACACCCAAAGUUCAUUCUUGAUCUUUUUUGUGCAACUUGUGGUCUAGGAGGCAUCUUCAUGGUGUCUUCUCCAAACAGUUCAGUUUCUGGAUUUGGAGAAGUAUCAUGUUUCUUAACCUAAAACUUCUCUCUCAAGGAAUUAAAAUUUGUAAUUUAAAAUAAUAAUAAUUAUACAUCCCCCCUCCCCUGAAGAGGGUGAUUGAAAAACACAGGGAUCACUUAGGGAUGCAUGGCUGAGUUAUGAGGUAUAUGAAUCAAUUGGUAAGAGAAAUAAAAAAAAACAUUAAAAAUCCAAAUAAAAAAA
Molecule: messenger RNA, 30615 nt
Organism: Monodelphis domestica (gray short-tailed opossum)
Lineage: Eukaryota; Metazoa; Chordata; Mammalia; Didelphimorphia; Didelphidae
Biological process (GO): regulation of DNA-templated transcription
Source: RefSeq, a predicted model, not a curated record